This is a messenger RNA of Didymodactylos carnosus, 444 nucleotides long. NCBI's taxonomy places the organism in Eukaryota, Metazoa, Rotifera, Eurotatoria, Philodinida, Philodinidae. The record is from the annotation of a GenBank genome assembly.
AUGUUUACUACCACCAUCAUCUUCAUUUUACUAACAUUUACUGGGAUCAUUCAUUCAAGAUCUUCAAGGGAUAGUGAUAAAAUAAAUAUUAAAGAUGGAAUUGAAUAUGAAAUUAAAGAAACUGGUACCACAUAUAAACAAUAUGAAACUUCUGAUUCCAAAUGCAAAAUUGAAUAUGAUGGUAAAAUGUAUAAAGAAGAUGAUACAUUGACAAUCAAAGGAAAAUAUUAUAAAGUAGAAGAAUGUCAUUUGAUUCGUGCCUAUCAUGCUUGUGGUCCAAAUGUUUUAUUCAUGUUUAAAAUCGUUUGUAGAUUAGUUGAACAAUACACUUCUAAUCGGCGUCGUCGUGCAAUUUAUCAUUAUGGUCCAAAAGUUAUAACACAAGCAUGUUGUGAAAAUGUAUGUACAAUAGCGGAAAUGACAAGAUAUUGCUUAAGAUCAUGA